UAUGACAAUAUACGUCAUGAGGAACUUUAUUUUGAAAACUUUGGCUGACCGGAAAACGAAUUUGUUAUACAGGGAGGUAAACGAAGAUAAACUAGCUAAGCUUGCAAAUUGAUGUGUUAACUAAUAUAGAAAGAAGGGAGGAUGAGCAGCUCAGAGGAGGUGUCCUGGAUAUCCUGGUUUUGUGGACUCAGAGGGAAUGAGUUCUUCUGCGAGGUUGAUGAAGACUACAUACAGGACAAGUUUAACCUGACCGGUUUGAAUGAGCAGGUGCCUCACUAUCGGCAGGCUUUGGACAUGAUUCUCGACCUGGAGCCAGAUGAGGAACUUGAAGACAACCCCAACCAGAGUGACUUGAUAGAGCAGGCAGCAGAGAUGCUCUACGGGCUCAUACAUGCACGUUACAUCCUCACAAACAGAGGCAUAGCACAGAUGUUGGAAAAGUAUCAACAAGGAGAUUUUGGCUAUUGCCCCAGAGUCUAUUGCGAGAAUCAACCAAUGCUUCCUAUUGGUUUGUCAGACAUCCCUGGAGAAGCAAUGGUAAAGCUUUACUGCCCAAAGUGCAUGGAUGUUUACACCCCCAAAUCCUCCAGACACCACCACACAGAUGGAGCCUAUUUUGGGACCGGGUUCCCCCACAUGCUGUUCAUGGUGCACCCAGAGUAUCGUCCAAAGCGACCAGCCAACCAGUUUGUGCCAAGGCUAUAUGGUUUCAAAAUUCACCCAAUGGCUUAUCAACUCCAACUCCAGGCUGCAACCAAUUUCAAGAGCCCAGUCAAGACAAUCCGCUAGAACGCUUUGACCAACACAAUGGACUUAUAGACUUUGCUGUCUACUACUUGUUUGAAGGAAUGGAUUAUAUAUAUAUAUUCCCAAUGAAUGCCUGUAUAGUUUCCCAAACUCAACUCGACACUUUUGAGAUUCAGACAUUUCCUCAUUUAUUGAAAUCCCGUACAGUUGAGGUUAUGUUCUGUAUUAAAGAUGUAACUAAUUCCAAAGGGUCAAUCUCCUGACAGUGUUUAACUUUAAUUGAUGUCUAUCCAUCUUUGCACAUUUUAAGGUUGUAAAAGUGUCUUUAACUCUGCGACGAUGGAGGCUCCAGUGUGCGUCGUGGCUCAACUACAGGUAACGAAUGUAACAGAUGCCGUGCCACCAGCCCAACAGGGUCGCCUUACCACCAUGGUCAGUCUAUACUUUUGAAAGCUAACAUUAAAUCAGAUCAGAUCACGUUAACGUAAUAUUUUAUGCUGUUAAGAUGAAGGAUUUUAUUUGAAAACAGCAACGAGUGUAAAUGUGGUCAGGUGCUAUUCCCAAGAAACAAUGAAUACCAAAUUAGAGGAAGACCGUAAGAAAAUUGAACUGUGCUUGAUUUUAAAAUUUAGACACUGUUUGUACUUAAAUUGUUUAGGCAAAUGUAUCAUGAUUAUAGUAUAUUACAAUAUUGACAGAUGUGAUGUCUGCAACACCAACUGUGGAGCAAGAGAAUAGCAUUAAAUAUUUAUUUCUUACCAAGA
Cyclopterus lumpus (lumpfish) is the source of this 1511-nucleotide messenger RNA. Its product is annotated as casein kinase II subunit beta. Gene Ontology annotation, cellular component: protein kinase CK2 complex; cytoplasm. The record is from RefSeq and is a predicted model, not a curated record. Lineage: Eukaryota; Metazoa; Chordata; Actinopteri; Perciformes; Cyclopteridae. Bases 142 to 789 code for a protein of 215 amino acids. The transcript has 7 exons. Gene Ontology annotation, molecular function: protein kinase regulator activity.